ACUGGCACAGGUGCCACGUACCAAGGACCGGGACAAGAAACUGGCACAGGUGCCACGUACCAAGGAACGAAACAAGAAACUGGCACAGGUGCCACCAAUCCAGCAGGAGCCGGAACUACUACUGUUACUGUUCCUUCAUAUGGAACAACUACUUCUCCUGGAAGCGGUGAAGGAGAGGUUGUUUCUGUCACUGGCGCCUCCACUGGUACGAGUAAGUCACCGGCUGGCACAGAAAAUCUAACGACUCUAGGUACUGGAUCUCCUACUCCUUCCACUACAGGUGAAGGUGAAAAAACCAACCCUAGUGCUGGAUCUGUCGUUCAAACUGAAGCUGGUACCUUUUCUACAGAGGGUUGGAGCGAAGUAAGCACUACCGGAGGUACUGAAGUUGCAGUGCACACGUCAGAGAUUACUUCAGUUAGUGAAACUACAUUAGGUACAACCCAGUCUGGUCAAGAAGCCGCGGAAACAUCCACAUCUGCAAGUUUAGUUUCCAGCUAUGAAGGUACAGGCAGUAGAUCACAGAUGUCAUCAAUGCUGCUCUCUUUUGUUUGUGCUUUGUUCCUCUUGUGA
Molecule: messenger RNA, 573 nt
Organism: Williopsis jadinii
Lineage: Eukaryota; Fungi; Ascomycota; Saccharomycetes; Phaffomycetales; Wickerhamomycetaceae
Exons: 1
Source: RefSeq, a predicted model, not a curated record